Gallus gallus (chicken) is the source of this 13568-nucleotide messenger RNA. It is a transcript of the gene CADNL, whose product is annotated as neural-cadherin-like. Bases 63 to 8678 code for a protein of 2871 amino acids. The record is from RefSeq and is a predicted model, not a curated record. NCBI's taxonomy places the organism in Eukaryota, Metazoa, Chordata, Aves, Galliformes, Phasianidae. The transcript is spliced from 33 exons. Gene Ontology annotation, biological process: homophilic cell-cell adhesion. Gene Ontology annotation, cellular component: plasma membrane; catenin complex. Gene Ontology annotation, molecular function: cadherin binding; calcium ion binding.
UCCACCCCGUCCGCCCAUUCCCCGCGCCGCUCGGCGCAGCGGCGGACCGGCCCAGAGCCGGCAUGGGGCCCCGCGGAGCCGGGCGGGCGGCCGGCUGCCUGCUGCUGUGCUGCGCGCUGGCCGCGUCCCGCGUCGCCCCGCGGAGGAGGAGGCCGUCGUUCGGCGGGCAGGUGGCGGAGAACCGGCCGGCGGGCACGCGCGUGCAUGGGCUGAGCAUCCCGCUGACCCGGCUGGGACACCAGACCUGGUGCGCCGAGGUGCGGGGCCGCCGCUGGCGCCUGCAGCUGCUGGGCGAGGGCCACGCGCACUUCCAGGCGGCGCUGCACGCCCGCUCGGGCCGCGUCUGGCUGCGCACCCGCCGCCCGCUGGACCGCGAGGCGCGGCCGCUCUACACGCUCCGCCUGGGCUUGUGCUGCCGGCGCUGCGCGCCGCGCGGAGCCGCCCCCGCCGAGCUGGCCGCGCUCACCGUCCGCGUGCUGGACGACAACGACAACGCGCCGCGCUUCGUGGGGGGGCCGCCCCGCGGCGUCACGCGGCUCCGCGUGGAGGAGACGCUGGCGCUGCGCUCCGCCGUGUGGCACGCGCGCGCCGAGGACGCGGACGCGGGGCCCAACGCGGAGCUGCGCUACUUCGCCCGCCCGAGCAGCGAGCACUUCUUCGUGGUGCCGCGCAGCGGGCGCGUGGUGUUGGUGCGUUCCCUGCUGCACCUGCGCGCGCCCAUCCCGCUGCGCCUCUACGCGCGGGACCGCGGGCGGCCGCCGCGCCUCAGCGCGCCCCUGGAGCUGGAGGUGCUGCCGCAGCCCCGCCGUCUGCCGCCGCCCCGCGUCCGUCGCCGCCGCCGAGCCCCGCCGCCGCCGCCGCCCCCCGUCGCUCCCCUGGCGCUGGCGGUGCCCGAGGACGCCCGGCCCGGCACCCUCCUGGCCGCGCUGCCGCCCGCGCCCUUCGCCGCCGCGUGGUUCGAGCUCGUGUCCCCGCCCGCCGAGCGGUCGCCGCUGCGCGUGGAGCGGGACGACGGCGCGGUGACGGUCGCUGUACCCCUGGACCGGGAGGCGGCGGCCGCGUGGGACAUCCUCGUCCGCGUCCGGCAGCGCGCAGGGAAAGAUUGGUAUUUGUUGCACUUAACACUUACUGUGAUGGAUGUGAAUGACAACAUACCUGAAUGGGCCAUGGAGCCCUUCCCGUUCCUGGCCGUGGUUUCUCCCCAAGCUACAGAAGGAACUGAAGUAUAUAAGCUGCUGGCUGUGGAUGCGGAUGAAGGGAUCAAUGGAACUGUAGAAUAUUUUCUCCUGGAAGGUGGAGAAGGCAGAUUUGAGGUUGAGAGGGACACAGGCUGGAUUAAAACAACAGGCUUGCCGUUGGUGAGGAACAAGGAGUAUUUACUGACGGUGCUAGCAGCAGAUAAACUUGGAAGCAAAGGGUCUCCAGCCUCUGUUUCUGUAAUUGCUGGCUUUCGACCACCACAGUUCACCAACACAUCAUACUUGGUUUAUGUUCCUGAAAAUAUAGCAGAAGGAAAAUCCUUUCUUAGGGUCACUGCUGUAUCAUAUCAAAACAAAUCCCUGAGUUAUGCCUUGCUAGCCAAUCCAAGUGGUCUGUUCAGCAUUGAUCAAGCAACAGGGGAUAUCAGCUUAACGCGGAGUGUGGAUUAUGAGAGUGACCAACACCAGUACCUUCUUUUGGUCAGAGCAGAGGAAAAUGAACAAUUCAGUAGUGCAACUGAGGUUUUGGUUGUAAUCACUGAUGUGAAUGAUUGUGCUCCAGAAUUCCAUCAGUCCAUUUACAGCAAAGUCAGUGUUCCUGAAACAGUUACUAUGACUACUGCACUUCUACAAGUGACAGCCACUGACUGUGAUUCAAAAGAAAAUGCCGAAAUAUCGUAUUACACUUUGAGUCCAGACUUCAGUAUUACUUCUCAUGGUACUAUAUUCCCAGCAAGAGAAUUGGACUAUGAACGACCUAACCAUCUUUAUGAGUUCAUUAUUAUGGCUGUGGAUAAAGGGGAAGAUCCAAAGACUGGGACAGCAACCGUUAGGAUCCAUAUUUCAAAUGUAAAUGAUGAAGCUCCUGAGUUUUCCCAAGCAAUCUACAGGAGCUUUGUUUCUGAAGAUGCAGGCCCAAAUACAUUGGUAGCUACAGUCAGUGCUCUUGACCCUGAUGGAGAUGGCGUGACCUAUGAUAUUCCCUCUGGGAAUCAAAAAGGAAACUUUGUUGUUGACCCUAAGAAAGGGCUAAUUAGACUUCGUUCAAGCCCAUUUCCAAAGCUGCAGGGGACAGAAUAUGUACUUAAUGUCACAGCUACUGAUGAUAACGCCUCGGGAGGGCCCCAUUCUCUUACAAGCACUGCCCAGGUUAUCGUGAAAAUUGAUGAUGUCAACAACAACAAACCAGUCUUUCAGAAGUGUCAUUAUUAUAGGGAACAUGCUUCUGUGUUGGAAAACCAGCCCUCAGGGACGGUUGUACUGCAAGUUGAAGCCACUGAUGCUGAUGAAGGAGCCAACGGUAUAGUGAAAUAUGGCUUGAUGCACAGAGAUGGUGUCCUACCAGCAUUUAGUAUUCACCCUGACACAGGAGUUCUGACAACUGUUCAGGUAUUUGAUCGUGAAAAACAGAGGGAAUAUCCUGUCACUGUGACAGCAACAGACCAGGCAGCAGAACCACUCAUUGGAAUAUGUCAGAUAAAUGUUGUCAUUCUGGACCAAAAUGACAAUGAUCCCAGAUUUGAAAACACCCACUAUGAAUAUUUCCUAAGAGAGGACACAAGAGUUGGGACCAGCUUUCUCCGCGUUACAGCCCAUGACGAUGAUUACAGCUCAAAUGCUGUCAUCACAUACUCCAUAGCAAAUGAGGAAACAGAUUAUUUACAAAUUAAUCCCACUAGUGGCUGGAUAUUUGUUAACCAACCCAUAUCUCAGAGGUCAUCUAUAAUUGGAGAUAUUAUUGCUACAGAUGGAGGUAAUAGGAGCAGUAAAGUUGAACUUGUGGUAACUGUUACUAGUGCAAAAAACCAGCCUCCACAGUGGGAAAGAGACAGCUAUGAAGUUGUCAUUCCAGAGAAUACUACACGAGAUGCAUCAGUUCUGAGAAUCAAAGCCACUUCUCCCCUUGGUGAUCCUCGUGUGACUUACAGCCUAGAAGAGGGUCUUGUUCCAGAAACCAACAUGCCAGUUCGUUUCUACUUGACUCCAAACAGAUAUGAUGGCUCUGCUUCAAUCCUGGUAGCUGAGCUGCUGGAUUAUGAAACAACAAAGAACUUUCUGCUGAGAGUUCGAGCACAGAAUGUUGCUGCAGUUCCUCUGGCAGCAUUCACUACGAUCUAUAUUAACAUAACAGAUGUCAAUGACAAUGUCCCAUUCUUCACCUCAUCUAUUUAUGAAGCCUCAGUAACAGAGGGAGCUGGUAUUGGGACAUUUGUCAUUCAGGUCUCUGCCACCGACCUUGACCUUGGUCAGAAUGGUGAGAUAACUUACUCUCUGUUACAUGACCAUGGUGGAGAUUAUACAUGUUUUCGCUUGGACUCACAGACAGGCUCAAUAUACACUACCUCAGUGUUUGACAGAGAGAAGAAGGGAUCCUAUCUAUUAGAAGUUGAGUCAGUUGAUGGCUCUGAAUCAGCUCGACCUGGAAAACAUGGGAGGCCAAAUUCUGACACAGCCUAUGUGCGUGUUUUUAUCACUGAUGUGAAUGAUAACAAGCCUGUCUUCACUCAAAGUGUCUAUGAAGUAAAUGUGGUUGAAGAUCAGGAUGUGGGCUCGACUAUCAUUACAGUCAGUGCUAAUGAUGAAGAUGAAGGAACAAAUGCGAAGUUACGUUAUCAGAUCACUGCUGGAAACACAGGAGGGGUGCUUGGUGUACAACCAGAAACGGGAGCUAUUUUUAUUGCUCAGCCACUGGAUUAUGAAGAAACAAAAAUGUAUGAGAUCCACUUGUUGGCUUCUGAUGGGAAAUGGGAAGAUUAUGCAGUUACCAUCAUCAAUGUCAUGAAUAAAAAUGAUGAGUCUCCAGUUUUCUCUAUCAAUGAGUACUAUGGAAGUAUAAUUGAAGAACUGGAUGGGUUACCAGUCUUUGUGCUUCAGGUUAUGGCAAAUGAUCCUGAUAAUAAUGUGGAAGAAGGAGAUUUGAGUUACUCGUUGCAUGGGCAUGGUGCUGCUGAUAUUUUCACAAUAGAUGAGAACACGGGAAGCAUUUAUGCACACAAGAUGCUGGAUCGGGAAGAAAGAGCACUUUGGAGAUUUGUUGUAUUGGCUACGGAUGAAGGUGGAGAAGGACUUACGGGAUUUGCUGAUGUAAUUAUUAAUGUGUGGGAUAUAAAUGACAAUGCGCCCGUGUUCACAUGCAUGCCUGAUGAUUGCAAUGGGAGUGUCUUUGAGAAUUCCCCUGCAGAUACUUUAGUCAUGGAGAUGAGCGCAGUUGAUCGCGAUGAUCCAAAUGUAGGUCUUAAUGCUGUUCUGACUUACAGGAUAACAGAGAACGUAAAAAAUGAGUUUGGUAGUGACAUGUUUAAUAUCAAUCCCAAUACUGGUACUAUCCACGUGGCAGGGGGAGUUAUAGACAGAGAAAGGACUGCGAUUCUCUUUCUUACCGUUGAAGCAAGAGAUGGGGGAGGGCUAACAGGAACUGGCACUGCCACCAUCUGGAUUGCAGAUGUCAAUGAUCACGUACCUAAUUUCACGAAAGAGAUGUGGCAGGCAGCAAUUCCUGAAAACAGUGCCAUCAACUCAGAAAUUCUGAGAGUGUCUGCUACGGAUGCAGACGGUGGGGAAAACGCUCACUUAACAUUCAGUAUCAUCAGAGGAGACCCAGAUCAGAAGUUCUAUAUUGAGAAUGACAAAGAAUGGCAACGUGCCACUAUCCGACUGAAAAAACAACUGGAUUUUGAGAAAGCACAUGAAAGACAGUUUAAUCUUACUAUUAAAGUGGAAGAUCUUGAUUUUUCUAGUACUGCUGUGUGCCUCAUUGAAGUUGAAGACUCUAAUGACCACAGUCCAGUUUUCCAUUCUCAGCUUAUUCAGACAAGCCCUAUUUUUGAAAACAUGCCUGUAGGUACUACAGUAACCACAGUGAGAGCUACGGACAAGGAUUCUGGUUUGAAUGGGAACAUUAUAUAUUCUAUAAAGUCAGAUUCGGAUCCUAUGAGGCAAUUUGUCAUUGACCAGCAUGGUCACGUGAUCGUGGCGAAUAAACUCGAUCGUGAAGUCAUUCAGAAAUACAGUUUAAUCGUGCAAGCUUCAGAUCAAGGGACACCUGCUGAAACUGGAAGUGCUACAGUUUUAAUUAACUUGCUUGAUGUUAAUGACAACGGACCAAGGUUUGAGGCACCAUACCUGCCAGUAGUUUGGGAAAACAUGUUGAGCCCUGAAAUAGUACAUAUGAACCAUUCAUCAAAACUACUUCAUGCUUAUGAUCCAGACAGUGAGGAAAAUGGACCACCAUUUACAUUCUCAUUGCCACCAGAUUAUCAGAAUUCUUUGGAUUUUUCUCUUACUGACAACAGAGAUGACACUGCAACCAUAACUGCUUUGAGGUCCUUUGACAGAGAAAAGCAGAAGGUGUUUCAUCUGCCAAUAGUUAUAACAGAUAGUGGGAUUCCAGUUAUGAGCUCUACCAACACCUUAACAAUAACAGUUGGUGAUGAAAAUGACAACUGCCAUGAAUUUGGCCAUAAGGAUAUCUAUGUUUACAGUAACAAAGGAAAAUGGUCAACAACAGUGCUUGGGGAAGUGUUUGCACCAGAUCAGGAUGAGUGGGACAAUAAAACAUUUCUCUCUGAAGGAAAACUGUUCAAGUUUUUCAGAUUAAAUCAGAGAACUGGUUCAUUGAUGAUGGUGGAUAACGCUCCUCAAGGAAUAUACAACUUAAAAGUCAGAGUUUCUGAUGGACUUUGUCCUGAUGUUAUAUCUACGGUACAAAUCCAUGUCAAAGAGCUGGAAAAUGAAGCCAUACAGAACUCUGCCACUGUGCGUCUCUCAGAUAUCACUGCAGAGGAGUUUUUACAGAGUGGUGAACGUGGCAAAAGCAGAUACAAUGUGUUCAAGGAAUUACUGGCAAAAAUGCUAUCAGUUAAGUUUAGCGACAUCAUUGUCUUCGGUUUGAUGAACGCUGAUGGAAAACAGGCAGAUGUAAGAUUUGCAGUUCAUGAUGGCUCAGCCUAUUACAGACCUGAGAAACUGCAUGCUGAGAUGGCAGCAUUUAAAAAUGAGAUCCAGUCAGCUUUACAAGUGAGCAUCUCACAGAUUGACGUGGAUGAAUGUAGGAGCGCAAACUGUAGUGAGGGCAGUGGUUGUAUGAACCACCUCGUUGUGAGCAACAUCCCCACAGUGGUGGAUGCAGGGAGCGUGUCCUUGGUCUCUGUGACGACCACCAUCAGCGCUGUCUGCACCUGUGCUGCCAGGAACCGAGUCCAUCAGCCUUGUUCCUCCUAUGCCCGCAGCCCUUGUCUCAAUGGUGGGAUGUGUAUUGACACUUUGAAUGGUUACAGAUGUCUUUGUCCUGCUUCGUUUCAUGGACCAGACUGCCAGCAGACUAAGCACAGUUUCCAUGGAAAUGGUUAUGCAUGGUUUCGUCCCAUCAGGCCUUGUUUUGAAAGCUCACUUUCUCUAGAGUUUAUUACCGCAGUUCCAGAUGGACUUCUAUUAUACAGUGGUCCUUUAUCAAAUCCAGAACCUGGGAAUACAGAAAAUUUCAUUGCAAUAGAACUCUCCGGUGGCAUUCCUGUGCUGAAGAUGAGCCAUGGCUUAGGUUCUGUAAUGCUGCAGUUUCCAAGUCACCUGAAUGUCACAGACAAAAAAUGGCAUCAACUGGAAGUGAGAACCAACGGACAGGAUGUUCGAUUCACUUUGGAUCACUGCAGUACAGCUGUUGUUUCAGAGAUAGAAGGAGUGGGCAAAUGGCUGUCUACUGACGAUCGUACAAACUGUGAAGUCUUUGGGUCUGUUCCCCGAAGGGCCAGGUAUUUGAAUGGGAACCAUGUCCUUCAGCUGGGUGGCGUAAAAGAAUCGUUGCCAUAUUCCUACCCACAGCUGCUACACAAACACUUCUCUGGUUGUUUGCGCAAUUUCAUCUUGGAUAGCCAGGUGUAUGACCUCCAGUCUCCUGCAGAGUCCCUGAACAGCUUUCCGGGCUGCAUGCUUACUGAUGGGAGCUGUGAGGCCAUGGGCUCUUCUUCCUGUGGUAUUCACGGGAGGUGUCUUGGAGACUGGGGCUCCUUUGGUUGUCAUUGUUUGCCUGGUUACUAUGGCUAUCGAUGUGAUAAAGUUGCCAGGGAGUACACAUUUGGGCCAGGAAGUCACAUUCGCUAUCAGCUUUCCAUCAGUGUGCCUGCCCGCAGGACGCUGUUUGAAGCCAUGAUUAGGACACGGCAGCCUGACAGUGUCAUCACAAGCAUGUUGUCUCGAAAUAAGGAUGAACACAUAACCCUGCAGGUUGUUCGGGGAUUCUUAGCAGUCUCAUAUAAUCUGGGUGAUGGAGACUAUUCUGUAAGCCUUCCAUCCUACAACAUUGAUAAUGGUGAGUGGCAUCACAUCACGCUGGACAGAAAUGAAAAUGAAUUCACUCUUCGCCUUCAUGAAGGAGGCGGGAAGAGAGAAAUUCUGAAAGCAGCGGGAAUAUACAAAGAGAUUGUGAUUGACCCCAGCAGCUUGGUCCUUGGAAAUACUUACCCAUUUGAUCUCAACAAGAGCUUUCAAGGAUGUAUGAAGGAUGUCAGAUUUAAUAACUACAGGAUCCCACUGGACACUCACACAAAGGAGCUGGUGUCAGUGUUAAGUGCCCGAGGUGUCACAGAAGGCUGUUCUUCAGAGGCUUGUAGGAAUAACCCUUGUAACCAGGAAUUUAUUUGUAUUGAUUUGUGGAUGAUGCAUGAAUGCAGUUGCCCUCCGGGACACGUGAUCGUGGAGAAUGCCACUGGCAGACAGUGCGUCCUCACUGCAUGUGCAAAAAGGCCCUGUAACUAUGGUACCUGCAUCUCACAGUCACCAACCAAGUUCCAAUGCCACUGCCCUGAUGGCUAUACUGGACGUAACUGUGAAAUCACAUUGGCGAUCUUUCACAAGGAUACAGGCCUGACCUUUAGUUCCAUGUUUGCCAUCUGCAUUUGCUUUUUGGCACUGUUAGUUCUGUUCAGUGCUGUCGUCUUGUGGGCACGCUGGAAGCGUCACAAAGGUCUGGAAGGAGGAGUUCACCGUGCAGCUGCAGAUCAUGAUGAUUUGGAGGACAUCAGAGAAAAUAUCCUCAACUACAAUGAAGAAGGGGGUGGGGAACAAGACCAAGAUGCAUACAACAUGGCAGAACUGCAGGUGUCUAUUCAAACCAGCCCAGCCUAUUCCCUCUACAAGAAGAAAGUAAAAACAACAAAACUGAACAGCUUCUUUAGUGCUGCAUCUCCGAGCAUGCAGGAGCAGAGCAGAACAUCAGUGACUAUGCGAACAUCUUUUACAAGCAGAGCCUUUGGUCAUUACUUGUCAGAUGUUGUUCGAGAUGCCGACCACAGUCCCCAGGCUGUUCCCCAUGACUCACUGCAGGUGUUUCACACCGAAGGAGAAGGCUCGGUCGCUAGCGGUCUCAGUACCUUGAGCUCCUCUGAACCAGAUGAGGCUAUAGUGUAUGAUGACAUUAAAGACUGGGGACCAAAGUUUGAGAAAUUAAGUCAACUCUACUCACAUUCAGAUGCAGAAGAUCGGUAGAUACCAGCUGGACUAUUUUCAAAGUGUUUGGAAGGGAGUGUGGAGGACAGCUUUUCAUGCUCUUGCUACGUACUUUAGAUGACUAUGUACCAUUGCCCCUCCUCCUUUUAUUUUGAAUUUUUAAAACAACUUUCCCGCUAAUGGGCAACAAUUUGCACUUAAACAAAAUAUUUAACAGUAGGAGCUUAUCUUGGGACAUUCUGAAAGUUUACUUUUGGGGAUAAAAACUAAAGGAAAGAAAGUAUAAAACAGUGAGGUACUUAAAAUGAAGAAAUCCAAUGGUUUUGCUUACAGUUGCAUCAGUAGCUUGUUUGGGGAGGUCUGGCUAUUAUUUUUAUUUUAUAGGCUAGAUUAAUUUGCACAUUUUCAAAUGAUAAAUAUUCAUGCAGAACCUUGUUCUUGCACACAUUUGUGACACAGUUUCAACUAAUGGUUACACAUUUCAGAUAACGUGGCAUUUUUUCUGGAAAAGGUAAAGGCUGUUUUUACCCGUGCCUGGUAAUUCUGAUUCACAGAUGGCACAUAAGUUAUUAUUGUUUUCCUGAUAUAUCUACCUGUGAGGAAACGUUGGCUAACAUAUCUUGUAAUGGUCACAAGUCAGGUAUGUCAGAUUCUAUAGUUCAUUACCAGAGCAGUCACAAGCAGUGAAUGAAAAAUGAAGCAGAUAGAAGCUAUGCAAAAAAAAACCCUCCAAAACAACAAAAAUCCCUUCCUCAAACAGCAUUAAUUGUGUCUGCACACCUUGUGUUCUUGCCACAGCUAUGGAUAUACUGCCAUUUUGGUUGCUUUUAAUUUAAUUUAGCUUGUAAGCUCUUUGGGGCAAGCAAUGUUUUUUUAUUUGCCUGUGAAGUGUCAUGCAUAUCUAAAGCACCAUAUAAAUAAUAAAUAAGCCUUCUGACUAUGAUGUCUCUUCCUUCCAUAUGUUUAAGGUAGAGUAAAAUUUGGACUCCCAUUGAGUUAUUCCUCACUCAGCUUUGAUCAGCUCCUUCCGCAGACACAUUCAUGGACCCUGUUCUGACUGAGGAGGAGCUGAGGGAAGCAGCCGAUGCUACUAGCUGGUCUGUGGACUCAAGCUCUGGGUAUACACUCAGACAUUACAUCUGAGUUUUCCAUACAGACUGCUGCAAGCUGAUUGGGGCCACAGGCCAAUAUUAUUCUCAGAAACAAGGAGUUAUUGCAACCAAUGGUCAUUGGGUGGGAGUAAAAGCAAGCCAGACCAGAACUUUGUAGUUUUGUCACUUUGAGCCACAUGGGCAGCUGCGUUGCUCAGUCAUAGCUGGUAGAGUUGCUCAGGUUAAGACUCUCAUUUCCAUUCCCAAAGAGGUAAUUUGGAAGCCAAACUGAAAUUGCUGCUCUACUACUGCUAUCCCAAUUCCAGCUAUGGUACUGAUUUGUAAACAAACAAAUAAUAAGUAAACAAAUACUCAGUUUAUCUGCUUGGAAGUGCAGUUUGACAAAGGUUUUUACAGAAUAAAACAAAAAGGUCAGAAAAAAACCAUUUCAAAUGCUACAUGAACUUGCAUAUAUGGAAUCUCAGCACAUACUCAUUUGCAGCUGUCAUGCUCUGUUAAAGACUUGCUUUCCUUUUUUCUAUAGAUUACUAAUUAGUUCAAUUAAUUUAUGUCUUAAUUUGCAUGUUGUUCUUUUAAUUACCAUGCAGUUUUUGAAAGCACUUGUUCCACAUAUACAAGACACAAGAAUUUCAGUUCCUCUACAAAAACCCUUAUCACAGUACAGCACAAACAUCCCUCCAGAACAAGGGACAGCUGGCCUGCCAACAGGAAGCUUUGCGAUGAGUGGGGGGGAGAAAAAAAAUUAAACAUCACUAGGUCCCUAGGUAGUUGGAUUUUCAGUAAUCUGGUACUUCUAUUAAUCUUCUUCCACAUUCUUUACAGAAUUUAACAUGUACUAAGAACAUUUUAUUUAGUACAAAAUAUUUGUAAUGGUCUGAAAUUUAAAUAAUCAUGUGGAUAUUAGUAUUUAAUCUGUCUGCCUGCCAACUGCAUUAAUCUCCGUGUUUUUCCCCUUUUAACGUAACGUUCCAAGUAUGUAACAUGUAGCCAAGCCAUAUGAAAGCUGAUUGUCCUUAGGUCUGACCUACUGGCUAGCAUGCUUGGAAGAAAAACCACAGCUGCAAAAGAAGCGGGGUUAGGAGAGGAGGAGCGAGCUGAGCUUCUUACAGAAAUGACCAAGAAAUAAAAGCCAUCACCAUUUCCUGGGGUCUUGAAUUGUGUGCACCUUCCUGUUGAGCGCUGCUGAUAAAUAAAGAUGUUUUGAGAAACCUGGUUCUCUGGAACAUGGAAUCUUAUCUACACAAGCACAUGUUGUGAUUACAUUCCAUUAAUUAAAUUAAUUGUACUUAACAUUGGUGACAAAACUCUCAAAAAACUCAUUCUAGGAGUACUAUAUACACAUGAAGAUGCCUGAGAAAAGUAGAAACAGCUAAAAAAUUCUUUUCUUCCCUUAGUGCAGACUGAAAUAAAACAGAUUCCCUAACAGCAACUUUCUCAGUUCAUCCCACCAUAAAAACCAGAAUAUCUGAUUUUCAAAUUACACAAUUUAUUUAGUACACACAUCCCUUUACAACAACAUAUAAAAUAACUGUAUGUUAGAUUACACCAACAGAACUUUGAAACACAAAAUGAAAAUAUACUUACAGACCUUAAGGGCUUUUCUCCCCUAAAAACACCUUGGCUACAUGGUAACGUUUUGUCUCUAUGAUCUAAAAUAGGUCAUUUGAUGCCUACCAUUCCACCGAUAGUGCACAGAUAAUGGUCCUUCCUAACAAUAGGUAACACAGACAAGAAAUCACGAUAGUGUCAUUCAUAUAGCCACUUAUUUGUAGGAUUUUUGUGAGUGCAUUGCUUUCUUGGGUGUGCAUCGUAUUUAACACAAUGAAACGAUGCCACAGCAGCCACUUGGAAAUAAGGUGCAUCAGGAUAAUGCGGUUCGGGAACAGAUGAAGUUAUUAAAGAAGGAAAAAAAAAUGGCACAUUUAAAUGCAGUAUUUCAGACUCAAGAAGCAGAGGAAAUCAGCCAGACAAACGUACCUCCUGGAGGUCUUCAGUACUUACACUCAGCCUCCAGGAACACAAAGUGUAGCCCUUUGUACCACCUGUGCCCCAGCCCAAUGCCUUGGCCAACAGCCUCCCCAGCAUGCCUUGCUGCUGGCAAGCCUUUAAAGUCAACCAGGAGAACAGCUGCUUGCUGCUUCUGGGAGCUGUGCUGAUGAGUGUGCCUUCCCUUGGAACUGGUAGGUGCUUUUGUUCCUUGGCAUUUUCUAUGUUGCUGUUAUAAGAUUGGUCUUCUAACUGCUUUACUAUGUGGUUAUUUAGGUGUGCACUUCCAUCUUAUCUUAUGCAUUUCAGGUGCAGAAACUGUUGGAGUUAUUUAAAGGUGUCACAAACUACCUUGGCCUUAAUGGCUGCUAAAUGCAAAGUUUAAAAAAAUGCUUUGUAUUUAUUGAAUGCUUCAAAUUCAAAUUGUGUGCUAAUUUAGGGGGAUGUUUGUGUUAGGAGCAGCAGUUGUGUUACUGUGGUAGCUCUGCAUCAGGAGAGCCGUGGUUUUCAUGCCUGGCUUAAACAAAACCACUUGGUAGUUUCUACAAAAAGGUUAAACUUCUCCUUCAGCAAAAUUAGAGGCUGUGCUUUUGAAGAAAAGAAAUCUGUUUAAAAAUACUUAUUGUUAUAAUCUGGACUUGCAGCUGUUACUGACAAAUAAAUGGUGAGAAUCUCAGGGUACCACAGGAGCUUCAAAUCUCUCAUUUUGAUCAGAAGAAAGUUACUGCACCUUUAAAGAAAGAUACAACCGCAUUUUUAAAAUCAGACAGUUGAGUGUGGAUGUACUUUACCUUACAUGUGCUUGUUUUCAAUUACUGUAAGGCACUCACUGAGGAAUUCACUGACCCAUGCUUUCAGCAAGAACAGGCAUGCAUCAUUACAGGCCUAAUUAAAGUUUUAAUACUGAUUAAAAUGUUUUAUUAUUGUAUUAUGUUAAACUGCAGUGGUCUCCAACCUCAUUAAGGGAUACAGAACAGAAAUUAUUCAGGAGUUUCAGUUGCUGGGUUUAACAACCUAGCCACUGUCAAUGUUUGAUUUAAAUACAGUCUGAUUAAAGUACGCUUUCUUUUUGUGUUAGCAUGGAAGUACAGAGAGAUGUUCAACAUUGUUUAAUGAGUAUUUACUGAAUAUAAAAUUGUUUGAGCAUGUGACAGAGCUAUCUCCAUCUCUGCAGUAAUUUACCUUCGUACAACUGAAAAGGGAAAACAUUUAAAUCAUUUGGAAUUGGAACACAACUCAGUUGUGAAAGCUAAUCUCAUUACACAUCUUGAUUAAAUUAAGUGUGGAGUUUGCUAUCGGUAGCACUUUAAGUUUCCCAUCAUUAGAAAUUAAUUGCAGUGGUAAUUAUUAUAACAGAGUUAUUUGCACAGGCCACAAACACUCUUAUAGGUGUUCAAAUGUUAAUUCAACAUUGGCCUAGAGGCACUUGAUUAUUACAAUUCUGUUUUUUGUAAGAAAUAAAUGAUCCUAGUGGAUAUCUAAUUAAAGUUGGAGAGUACUGUUAGACUUCCAAUUAGACUUAAUCUCUAAUUUCAAUAUAAAACCAAAGCAGCGCUAAAACACAGUAAAAGGGACACAUCAUCUACGUAGCAUUUAAAAAGUCAAUGCAAUCCACAGAGUUCUAGCCUGGUAAAAAGACAAAGGCUACAAACAAAUAACAAAAUCUCAGGAUUGAGGACUGCCUUCAUUUCAUCUUCCAAAUGUAUUUUAAGUAGCCAUAGUCUGUCUCUUAGCCUAGAGGGCGUGGAUACAGUGAUUUUUGUGACAAAAGUAACGGCUUUGCAUCUGGAAUAAAGUAAAGCAAAGCUCUAGUACCAGAAAGUUCCUGUCA